Messenger RNA from Ilyonectria robusta, 1423 nucleotides. RefSeq lists its product as uncharacterized. NCBI's taxonomy places the organism in Eukaryota, Fungi, Ascomycota, Sordariomycetes, Hypocreales, Nectriaceae. The coding region runs from base 145 to 1404 and encodes 419 amino acids. The record is from RefSeq and is a predicted model, not a curated record. Gene Ontology annotation, biological process: regulation of transcription by RNA polymerase II. The transcript is spliced from 2 exons. Gene Ontology annotation, molecular function: zinc ion binding; DNA-binding transcription factor activity, RNA polymerase II-specific.
GUUAUAACCACCUAGCUUGACCGCGGAUCCGAACAAUCAAUAAAUAUUCCCUUGUGCCGACUGGACAAUCUUCAAUUACUCCACAGUAGAUACAUCACAUUUGGGUGGCGACCUAACACUACUGUAAUUGCGCCGGUUCCCACAAUGUUACCAAGUCGGCGGCUCAAGAAAAAGCCUCACCAAAAGUCCAAAAAUGGUUGCGUCAACUGCAAGCAGCGCAAGGUCAAGUGUGACGAGGCUCAGCCCAGGUGUGCCAACUGCAGCCGGUUUCACUUGGAUUGUCGUUAUUUAGACAUUGGGCAAAACAUAGCCGCAUUACCAGCGGAAGGGCACACAGAGCCCACACCCGUCGCCCCAGCGAGACGUAAGCGAGGCCGGCCGCGUAAAGACUGGAGCCAAGGCCUUGCACCAGACUCAGAGCAUGCGUUGCUUCCUUCGGAUGCUGAACUUAACAUGACUCAAGCUGAGUUGCUGCAUCAGUUUAUCACUUGCACUGGGCCAGAUCUAGGCGGGUCCGACGAUCCUAGCCACCCGAUCGUCCAGUUCUGGGCGAGAAAUGCAACCCUACUCGCCAUUUCACACCCUUACCUGCUUCGUCUCUGUCUCUCUCUCGCGGCAUAUCACCUGGCUUUUCUAGCGUCGGAAACCGAACCCAACAAGGCACGCUACGCCACCCUCGCCAGACAUCACUUCUCUGUCGGUCUCACCCAGGCAAAUGAAGCCUUAUCCGCCAUUAACACAUCGACUUGCGGCAGUCUCUACGUAUCAACCAUCCUUGUGUGCUUCUGUUCAUUUGCGGCAGGCCCCAGUGGCCCUGACGAUCUAUUUGUAUGUUCUGCCGGCGGUACAUCGUCCCACAAAUGGCUUCCACUAGCACAUGGCGCACGACUUCUACGGGAGCUCUACGACGAAAGUGUCCUAUUCUCCGGACUUACAGCGCCUCUCGGUAGUAAUAGCGCGCCGCCCAGCGACCCUCGUCCGACCUGUGUCUGUGAAGGCUUCAUACUGGUUGACUGGAUUGACCCAGUUGCAAGACUACGCGACUUGGUUAUGUCAGCUUCAACGCCGAGAAAUGAUGUCUACGUGCGCUCUCUGCAUACUCUUGCUGACGUCUACGAAGCCACCUUUGGUGACGAGCAGGGCUGUGUCAAAACACCAUUGCACAACAAAGUAGUCCUUAUCUGGCUUUACCUGAUGGAAGAUGAUUUUAUAGCGUUUCUGCAAGAAAAGGACGCUGUGGCAUUGCUAUUACUAGCCUAUUACGCCCCUUUGAUCAAAACCAUGAAGAGAUCUUGGUUCCUGCACGGGUGGGCCGAGCAUAUUAUUCGAGUAUCCAACAUGUAUAUAACCGAUGACUAUGCUCACUUCUUGCAAUGGCCGGCCGAAGCAGUGAGAUCAAUAUGACCUGGUCGGGUACUUUCAA